AUGAAUAUGGAAGAGUUAAGCGAAAUGGAGAAUAGUGUGAAGCGUUUGCGGGAACACGUACCCGAGGAAAACCCGAAGCGACUGCGCACUCAGAUGCUGGGCGUGGGGCCGACCAUAGGCCUACGGGACGCUGCCUGCGCACGCGCUGAAGCCGCCGCGAUGUACGCGGCGCUCACCCACGACACUGGAAAGACGCGCAGGCAGCAGCAAGCAAUGGCGACGCAGAUAGCUGCUAGGCGGACCGCCGUCGCACGCGCAUCCAGCAAGCACGCCGUCGCCAUCCACGCGCAAAUGACCCGCGUUCUGUCGAUACACGCGAUCGCCGCUCAAGCAGCCGCAAGGUACGCGGCCACGUGCAGCAUGACGACGGGCACCCACGUCGAAAAUACCGACACCGCACAGGCUACAGCAGCACGCGCCGCCGCAGCCCAAAAAACCGCACGACGGGCCAUCGCCGCGUGCUCGGCCGCCGUACAAGCUACAGCAGCGUUCACCAGCGCAGCGCACGCUGCGUACGAAGUCGCCCGGCGCACACUGGCCGACUCCCCGACCGUCAGCCCUACGGGAGAUGACAGGUACAACGCCGCCGGGGCAGCCGAUUUCUCGCGCAUAUCCCUACACCAACAACAACGACUACAGCAACAUCGUCGACACGGCCAGCCAACACGAGAGACCGUAUCAACACUCCUUGGCUACACUGUCACCAUAGCAACGCAACAUGUAGCCACACAACUCAGCAACACGAAGAGCACUGCCUAUAAAGAAAUGACUCAGCAACAUACGAGUUAG
Molecule: messenger RNA, 789 nt
Organism: Rhagoletis zephyria (snowberry fruit fly)
Lineage: Eukaryota; Metazoa; Arthropoda; Insecta; Diptera; Tephritidae
Source: RefSeq, a predicted model, not a curated record